This is a messenger RNA of Mugil cephalus (flathead mullet), 687 nucleotides long. Its product is annotated as prostasin-like. The record is from RefSeq and is a predicted model, not a curated record. Gene Ontology annotation, molecular function: serine-type endopeptidase activity. NCBI's taxonomy places the organism in Eukaryota, Metazoa, Chordata, Actinopteri, Mugiliformes, Mugilidae. Bases 1 to 672 code for a protein of 223 amino acids. Gene Ontology annotation, biological process: proteolysis. The transcript is spliced from 4 exons.
AUGACCAUUGAGCCCAAACUCUCACUAGUUCCUCUGUAUCUCCAAGUGGACAUUUGUUUGUGUGGCACCACUCCUCUGUACACCAGGAUUGUUGGAGGUCAAGAUGCUCCAGCUGGAAGUUGGCCAUGGCAAGUUAGUCUGCAGAGAUUUGGUGGCCAUGUUUGUGGCGGUUCCCUCAUCAACCAAGAGUGGGUGAUGUCUGCUGCUCACUGCUUCUCCAGUGCAAGUACGUCUGGUUGGAGCGUUUCUCUGGGUCUUCAGAGCCUACAGGGUGACAACCCAAACCAAGUGUCCAGAACUGUUUCCACCAUCAUUUUGCAUCCAGACUACGACAGCUACACCAGCAACAACGACAUUGCUCUGCUCAGACUCUCCUCACCAGUCAGCUUCACAGACUACAUCAGACCUGUGUGUCUGGCAGCGAGUGGCAGUGUGUUCAACAACGGCACUGAUAGCUGGGUCACUGGCUGGGGUGCAGUCCAGGAGGGAGUUUUUUUACCGUUCCCUGAAACUCUCCAAGAAGUGGAGGUACCAGUUGUAGGAAACAGGCAGUGUGACUGUCUGAAUGGUGUGGGCACAGUCACAGACAAUAUGAUCUGUGCUGGUGUUCUGGCAGGAGGCAAAGACUCAUGUCAGGUGGGCUGCUUUAUGUCAUGUCUCUCCUCGUGGUAAAUGUGGUGUGGAGUU